Messenger RNA from Orussus abietinus, 681 nucleotides. RefSeq names its product tetra-peptide repeat homeobox protein 1. The record is from RefSeq and is a predicted model, not a curated record. Bases 1 to 681 code for a protein of 226 amino acids. Lineage: Eukaryota; Metazoa; Arthropoda; Insecta; Hymenoptera; Orussidae. The transcript has 2 exons.
AUGGCGAUCACGGUCCACCCUGAAGACGAAUCGAAAGAAUCCGGGGUGACGAAGAAGCACGAUAAGAGAGGUCUUCAUCUAGGAUAUGGAUUACCGGAGCAGGACAAUUUCCAUGGAGCUUUCGGCGAGCCAGCUCCGAUUUACGAAGGAUCAGCUCCAGAUCAGUACCCGGUUCCGGCGCAGCAAUAUCUGGAACAACCUGUGCCGCACGUGGAACCGCAUCCAGUUUUGGCUCCCCAUAUUGCACCAGCACCCGUUCCGGUACCAGUACCAGUUCCGCACCACCUGCACGUCCCGGUGCCGCAAUCCGUUUCACAUCCGGUUCCUUUUGCCGUUCCGGUUCCCGUCACCGUCACGAAACACGUUGGCGUUCCGGUAGCAGUUCCGGUGGCCGUCCCGGUACCAAAACCGUAUCCGGUUCACAUUGAAAAAAUCGUCCACGUGGACCGACCUGUACCUGUUCCGGUGGAGAAACCGAUCCACGUACCUGUACAUGUAGAUCGACCUGUGGCCGUUCCUGUUGCCGUUCCGAAACCGUAUCCGGUUCACGUGGAGAAACUGGUGCACGUAGACCGGCCAUAUCCAGUCCACGUGGCCGUACCUUACCACGUGCCUAAACCAUAUCCGGUACCGGUUGCGAUACACACCUCUGCACACUAUAAACCGUUUCAUGGGUGGUAG